Molecule: messenger RNA, 2294 nt
Organism: Calypte anna (Anna's hummingbird)
Lineage: Eukaryota; Metazoa; Chordata; Aves; Apodiformes; Trochilidae
Gene: SHARPIN
Product: SHANK associated RH domain interactor
Exons: 14
Coding region: 12-2018 (668 amino acids)
Biological process (GO): positive regulation of canonical NF-kappaB signal transduction; proteasome-mediated ubiquitin-dependent protein catabolic process; protein linear polyubiquitination
Cellular component (GO): LUBAC complex
Molecular function (GO): ubiquitin binding; ubiquitin-protein transferase activity
Source: RefSeq, a predicted model, not a curated record
CCACCGUGCUGAUGGCGGUGCGGGCGGGGCUGGCGCGGCCCUCCCGCCUCCCACCGCUGCCCGCCGCCGCCCUGCGCCUGCAUCUCAGUGUCGAACCGGCGGCGGGCGGGCAGCGCCGCUUCCGCCUGGGUCUGAGGCAACCGGAGGCGGCCGGUAGCGGGAAUGUGGAUGAGUACGACCUGAAGGACAUCUCGUACAGGGUGCAGAGCCCCACGUGCCACGAGCUGCGAGUGCCCGGGUGCUCCUCAGAUGAGCCCCUGGUGCUGCACUUCGAGGAGGAACGGGAGGCACAGAAGUGGUGGAGCAUCGUCAGCAGCUCCCUGAGGGAGGUGCAGAAAGCCUCAGACAGCACACUGCCAGCCCAGCCCUCCCUCCUGCCUGCUGCUGCCGGGGGCGUCUCUGCCGAGCAGGAUCCGGAAGCAGAUCUGUCCUCAGAGCUUUCUGAGAAAGAGGAUUUGGCCCUCCACCUGGCCCAGGCCAUCGAGAACGGUGACGAGGAGGUGGCCUCACGGUGUGCUGUGGCUCUGGCUCGCCAGCAGGCCACGCUCAGCAUCCUCUGGAAGGAGUCCAACUACCCCACGGAGGAUAUCGGCAUGAAGGUGGUGGUGGAGGAUGCGACGUCUUCAGCCAGCAUCACCAUCCCUGUCCGUGCUCACACCACCAUCGCCGCACUCAAGCAGCAGGUGUUCCGGGACUACGGGUUCCACCCGUUGGUGCAGCGCUGGAUCAUCGGGCAGUGCCUGUGCCUGGACGAGCGCACAGUGUCCUCCUACGGCAUCCGUGGGGAUGGUGACACCGCCUUCCUCUACCUGCUCUCAGCCAGGAUGACCGAGCUGACGGAGCAGCGCUACGAAGAGGACCAGGCCCGGGUCAUGCUCAGCGACGCUGACACCGACAGCCAAGGCCACAGAUACAACACCCUGCCCAACAUGUCCCCCAAGAAAGGCUGGGGGAAUGAAGCCAGCAGGAAGAUGGACACUGGGGAGAUCAGGAGGCACCUGGAUGCACUGCAGCUUGGUGACCCCGCUGGCCAGCCGGCUGCCACCAGCCUGCCCUCCCCUGUGCAGGCGGGCUGGGCCUGUCCCAAGUGCACCUUCAUCAACAAACCCACGCGUCCCGGCUGCGAGAUGUGCAGCACUGACCGCCCCGAGGACUAUGUGGUGCCUGGUGGCUACCAGCCUGACGAGAGGGAGCGGCGGAGGCUGCAGCAGGAGCAGGAAGGGAUCCGACAGUACCAGCAGGCGCUGGAGGCUGAGCGGCUGAGGAACUUCCAGCAACUGCUGCGGGCAGAGGAGGAGGUGCUGGUGCCCAACCGGGAGGUGCUGGAGUGUCAGAUCUGCUUCCAGCAGGUGGCCCCAGGCCAGGGGGUGCUGCUGCGGGAGUGUCUGCACAACUUCUGCAGGGAGUGUCUGCGCCAGGUGAUCAACUACAGCGAGGAGCCCGAGGUGUCCUGUCCCUUCCGUGAUGACUCCUAUGCCUGCAGCAGCCACCUCCAGGAGCGGGAGAUCCGGGCGCUGGUGUCCCCAGAGGAGUACCGGAGGUUCCUGGAGAGGAGCCUGGUGCUGGCCGAGCGCCGCAGCCACAACAGCUUCCACUGCAAGACCACCGACUGCCGUGGGUGGUGCAUCUACGAGGACUCAGUCAACGAGUUCCGCUGCCCCAUCUGCCAGGCCCUCAACUGCCUCCUCUGCAAGGCCAUCCACGAGGGGAGGAACUGCCGGCAGUACCAGGACGACCUCCGGGUGCAGGCACAGAACGACUCAGCUGCCCGGCAGACCAAUGACAUGCUGCAGACGCUGGUGCAGGUUGGGGAGGCCAUGCACUGCCCCACCUGUCUCAUCAUCGUCCAGAAGAAGGACGGCUGCGACUGGAUCCGCUGCACCGUCUGCCAGACCGAGAUCUGCUGGGUCACCAAGGGGCCGCGAUGGGGGCCUGGGGGUCCCGGGGACACCAGCGGUGGCUGUCGCUGCAAUGUCAAUGGACAGAGGUGCCACCCCCACUGCCAGAACUGCCACUGAGAUUCCCCCCCCCCCCCGGCCCGGGGAGCAGCACCCAGGGGGCUGGCAAGCCCCUCACGCAGAGAUGGAUCAGCCGAAUCAGAACCAGCACCACCCAGCCCAGAGCUGCUUGUUGUGAGCUGCAGGGAAAGGAGAGCAGGGACAGGGGCUGGGAAGUGGCCCUGUGCCAGGAGUGGUGACGGGGUGGGGGGCUUUGCCAGCAGCAGAGCCCUCGCGGUGGGGAGCAGCAUAGCUGGGGGGUGCACAGUAUCCCAAUAAAGCCAUCUGAGUUUCUCA